Molecule: messenger RNA, 1278 nt
Organism: Sphenostylis stenocarpa
Lineage: Eukaryota; Viridiplantae; Streptophyta; Magnoliopsida; Fabales; Fabaceae
Source: the annotation of a GenBank genome assembly
AUGGUACACAUCACUGCACCUGCACCUGCACCUGUGCCAACAGUACCAACCCACCACCUAUUCUUCGACCAAAACCUUGAUCUGAAAAACAACAACCCACGUACUUUACCUUCUCCCAACCAUAAACUUGAGCUUCAACCGCCACUGCGCUACCCCAGUCACAGCUUAGCACAUCCCCUUAUUCCUCAAACAACAAAUUUCACCAAGAGGAAGGAGAUAGGGAAAAAGAAGAGAAAAAAGGCUACAACAUCUGACAUACUGUACUUGAUGGACGCUCUGCCCUUUCCUAUACCAAUUGACAUCUACACUUCUAUGAUAAAAGAAUGCACUGUUUCCGGUGACCCAGAGACCGCCAUUGAGUUGUACACUCACAUUUCCAAGAGCGGUGUAAAACCCCCCUUGCCCUUCCUCAAUCGGAUUCUCAUUAUGUUUGUGUCCUGUGGUCUGUUGGAAAAUGCACGCCAGAUGUUUGACAAAAUGCAUCUGAGGGACUUCAACUCUUGGGCGACCUUAUUUGUUGCGUACUAUGAUAAUGCUGAUUACGAAGCGGCUACGGCGGUUUUUGUUAACAUGUUAGGCCAAUUGGGUAUGUCGCAAUUUCCUCCGUGGAUAUGGGCUUGCCUUCUCAAGGCUUGUGCAUGCACUUUGAAUGUCUCUCUGGGAAUGCAAGUUCAUGGAUGGUUGUUAAAGUUGGGUACUUGUGAUCACGUGCUUCUGAGCAGCUCCUUGAUAAACUUUUACGGGAGAUUCACGUGUCUAGAAGAUGCGAGUGCUGUCUUCAAUGGGGUGUCGCGGCAUAACACGCUGACUUGGACUGCUAAAAUCGUUAGUGGUUGCAGGGAAAGACAUUUCUCUGAGGUUUUUGGCGACUUCAGGGAGAUGGGAACGCGAGGGGUGAAGAAGGACUGCUUCACGUUUUCUAGUGUUCUCAAGGCGUGUGGAAAGAUGCUGAAUCAGGAAAGAUGUGGUGAACAAGUCCACAGUGAUGGCAUCAAACUUGGGUUGGUCUGGGAUCACUAUGUGCAGUGUAGUUUGAUUGCCAUGUAUGGAAGAUGUGGGUUGUUGAGAGAAGCAAAACAGGUGUUUGAGAUGAGCCAAGAGGAGAGAAAGGUUGAUUGUUGGAAUGCUAUGCUUAUGGGUUACAUCCAGAAUGAUUUGUACAUUGAAGCUGUUAAGUUUCUGUAUCAUAUGCAGGCAGCUGGAGUACAGCCGCGGGAAUCUCUGCUUAAAAAAUUAAGAAUUGCUUGUGGAAGUAUUACCUGCUCAAACAUGAAUUAA